AUGGCCAUAUCAACAGUUAUAUGCCUCACGCUGACAUUAUAUGGCCUUACUCGAGGCUUUCAACAGGCGUUUCGGUCGGGGCCCUCUUUGUUUCAACAGCCGAUAGGAGGAAUUACAUUGAAUAGCCCUGGAGCAGAGUUUGUGAAAAUAAUAUCGUUCAGUAUACCUCCUGAGAGAAGUAAUGUCGGUGGUUAUGGUUUCAGUAAUCCUCCUGAAGCAGUAGGAGCUGGUACAGAUCCGGCUGCACGAACAUGUGGCCUGACACCGGCGUUUUGCACUAAUUCACGUUACCGAUCUAUUGAUGGUUCCUGCAAUAAUCUUCAGAGACCUAGUUGGGGAAUGCCACAGACACCUUAUGGACGCUUGACACCGUAUAACUAUGCUGACGGUAUAAGUGUAAUGACAAGAUCUGUGACCGGCCGUCAACUACCAAAUGCUAGAGAGCUUAGUAUGCAGCUUUUUUUAGACAAAAAUCUUGUUGAUCCCGUAUGGAAUCUGAAUGCGCAACAAUGGGGCCAAAUUAUAACCCACGAUAUGUCACUCACAGCUGGGGCUCCACAGAUUGGAGGUGCGCCACCCCUUGUUUGCUGUGAUAACAGAGGACAAUUGGCUCCAGAUGUAAAUAACCCUUCUUGCGCUCCUAUAUUGUACCCAUCAAAUGAUCCAAUCCACGCACCAGAGGGGGUACGAUGUCAAAACUUUGUGAGGACUGGAACUACUAGAGAUAGAGGAUGUACAGCUCCUACUGCUUCUGCUGAACCGAUCUCUGUUGUAACAGCAUUUAUGGAUCUGUCCAUAGUGUACGGCAGUAGUGCUCUUCAAGCAGCUCCUCUUCGUGCUAGAACAGGUGGCAGACUUCUGACCUUAUUUAGAAACAACCAGGAAUGGCCUCCACAAGAUUCUAAUGUAACACUUGCUUGCCCGCCUGCUCAAUCAUCCAAUGAACCCUGCUAUUUAGCUGGUGAUAUUCGAGUAAACCAAAAUCCACAACUAACAGUAUUGCAAGUAAUUUUGCUGCGCGAACACAACCGCAUAGCAGAUGUACUUGGCCACCUAAACCCUCACUGGAAUGAUGAAACCCUUUUCCAAGAAGCGAGACGCAUCCAUAUAGCCGAAAUGCAACACAUCAACUACUACGAAUAUUUACCCAUUCUCCUUGGAUUCGAGAAUAUGGUGCAAAACAAAUUGAUAUACCCAGAGGCUUAUGAGUAUGUAAAUGACUACAACGCUGGCGUGGACCCUUCAAUUCUUGAUGAACAUGCUACUGCUGCCUUCAGACAUUUUCACACACUUAUUAGGGGAUACUUGAAGCUAGUAACAGAAAGUCGUCAAUUAGCUGGAACGAUACGUUUAAGUGAUUGGCUUAAUAGACCAUUAGUACUCGAAAUUGGUGAUUCCUUCAGUAAACUAGCUAGAGGGCUCACGGCUCAAGAGAUGGACUUCAGCGAUCAGUUCUGGGAUGCUGAAUUAACACAAUUCUUUUUCAAGGGCAACAAUACUUUUGGUGGUGAUUUGCGAGCGACGGACAUCCAGCGUGGUCGUGAUCACGGCCUCGGUAGUUACGUCACUACCCGUGCAGCUUGUGAACUACCUAUUCCGAAUAGUUUUCACGAUAUGCUUGACUAUAUCUCCAAAAAGAAUGUCGCUGUGCUGCAGAGUAUGUACGCAUCACAUCAAGAUGUCGAUCUUGUUGUGGGAGGUUCUCUUGAGCGAAACGUGCCUGGAGCAAUGGUUGGCCCAACUUUUCUUUGCAUCUUGACUGAACAAUUCUACAGGACGCGAGUUGGUGAUAGAUAUUUCUAUGAAAAUGGUGGCGACCCGAAUAUUGCCUUUACUCCUGGUCAGCUGAAUGCAAUACGCCAGGGCGCAAAUAUGGCUCGUAUCCUGUGCGACAACGUUGACAGCAUACACCUCAUGCAACCCAAGGCUUUCCGAUUGGUAUCAAUUAACAAUGAAAUAGUACCAUGUGAUCAACUUCCGUUCGUCGAUUUGUCAUUGUGGCAAGAUGUAAGAGGUCAAGGCAAGAAAUAA
Molecule: messenger RNA, 2031 nt
Organism: Arctia plantaginis
Lineage: Eukaryota; Metazoa; Arthropoda; Insecta; Lepidoptera; Erebidae
Source: the annotation of a GenBank genome assembly